Glycine soja is the source of this 2395-nucleotide messenger RNA. Its product is annotated as probable protein S-acyltransferase 4. Lineage: Eukaryota; Viridiplantae; Streptophyta; Magnoliopsida; Fabales; Fabaceae. Gene Ontology annotation, molecular function: protein-cysteine S-palmitoyltransferase activity. Gene Ontology annotation, biological process: peptidyl-L-cysteine S-palmitoylation; protein targeting to membrane. The record is from RefSeq and is a predicted model, not a curated record. The transcript is spliced from 6 exons. The coding region runs from base 567 to 1931 and encodes 454 amino acids. Gene Ontology annotation, cellular component: endoplasmic reticulum; Golgi apparatus.
AGAAUUGGGAAAUCCGUACGAGAACCCCCCAAAAGCUGUCAGCACUUUGGAUUCCAAGGAGAAAGACAGAAAGAAAAGAGAGAGAGGGAAAGCGAAAACAAAAAAAACUUAGAAGAAGAGGGGGAGAGAGAAAGAGAAAAAAAUAAUAAGAAAAAGAAAAAAGCUUGAAAACUUUGAGGGAUUGAUUAGAAAAAGGGGACAUGGAGAUUCUCAUCUUCCAAUGAUCCCUUCAACCCCACAAAUUUUCCCGUUUGGAUUUGGUGUCACAGCUUGAUUCUCCAUUGCUGCGAUUCCAGCAUCAACAGCAAAACCAAACUUCUCUUUCAUUCUCUCUCUCUCUCUCUCUCUCUCUCUCUCUCUCUCUCUCUGUCUCUCUUUCUUCUCUCUUUCAUCUGCAUUGUCCCUUUUGCACUGCACAAGGAGGCUAAUUGGAGGAACCCCAGAAGGAAAUUUCGGAUUUUUAAGAGGAUUUCGUUUCUGGGUCGGGGCUUGAAUUGGGUUUUAUGGGUUUGGUGAAAGGGAGAAGAGAGUUUUGGUGACUCGAGAGGUGGUGUGGUGCUGCUGCCAUGGUUGAGAAUAGAAAUCCGCAAAUGGGGGAUUCUCCUUCUGGCAAUGCGGGUCACAGACAAAGAAGGCUCUAUCAAGUUUGGAGGGGAGGCAACAAGUUUUUCUGUGGUGGGAGGCUGGUUUUUGGUCCGGAUGUAGCUUCACUGUUUCUUACAACAUUCCUAAUUGCUGGACCUGCAAUUGCAUUUUGUGUAAAGAUAUAUCUUAAAAUCAAGAAGACCGAUGAUCUUAUUCAUGAUUACUGGUUUCCUGUAUUGAUUGUGGGUUUAGUUCUCACUGUUUUGGAUUUAGUGUUCCUCCUUUUGACUUCUGGGAGAGAUCCUGGAAUUGUCCCUAGAAACUCACGACCUCCUGAAUUUGAUGAGACAUUUGAUAUACCUACCCCUUCCAUGGAGUGGAUUAAUGGCACAACCCCUCAUUUGAAACUACCUCGAACUAAAGAUAUUGUUGUUAAUGGUCACAUAGUGAAAGUAAAGUUCUGUAAUACAUGCUUGCUUUAUCGUCCUCCUCGUACUUCUCAUUGUUCUAUAUGCGACAAUUGUGUCCAGAGAUUUGAUCAUCACUGUCCCUGGGUUGGCCAGUGCAUUGGAAUACGAAACUAUCGGUACUUCUUCAUGUUUAUUUCGACAUCAACCAUUUUGUGCAUAUAUGUCUUCUCGUUCUCUUGUAUCAAUAUUGCCCGCAGUGGUGUUUGGAGGACAAUAACACAUGAUUAUGUAUCAGAUUUUCUGAUAGUAUACUGCUUCAUAGCUGUCUGGUUUGUUGGUGGCCUCACAGCUUUCCAUUUCUAUCUCAUUUGUACAAAUCAGACAACUUACGAGAACUUCCGAAAUCAAUAUGAUAAGAAGGGGAACCCAUUCAAUAGGGGAUCAUGCAGAAAUCUGAAAGAAACACUUUGUUCCAGUAUUCCCCAUUCGAAGAAUAAUUUCCGAUCAUUUGUUGUGGAGGAUGAACAGAUGAUGGUUGGGUCUCUGACUCCAAAUACUGGGGAUGGAAUUUUGACCCCAAAGGAGAAAAUUGAUCUUGAAAUGGGAUCUAUGCGUGCAGAAGAUGGUCGUAGGCCUGUUCCUGAACUUCUGCGAAAUUUUGAUUUUGAUAAUUUUGAUAGUGACAUGAAGUUUGCAGAUGAUGACGGGCAGCCUUCUUUUGAUCCAUUCUACAGUAUUGAGGAUGAUGUAAAAGACUCGGCCCGAACAUCCAUUCAAACAGUUUUGAAUUUCCAAAGCAUAACUGAAGAUGUAAUGGAAGAGUCUGUGCAAAGCUCCCAUGCUGGAGGAAAAGUCAGAGAAUCUACACAAAGGCACUUUCCUGCUGAUGGAACAUAUACAAUUAAGGAAACUGAUGACAGGAAUCAUUCACAUUAAGCCACGAUGCAACCUUUUGGUUUCUAAUGCAAAGAGGUUUGUUGAUGGUCUUCUCUUUGAUUGCUUGUGUGCCUUGAAUUACACACUGAGGAUAGUUUGGUUCCAUAGUUGCAGCAAUUUGUGGUUUGUAAGAAAUUUCCAAUUUGCUGACUCAUGCAAGUUCAUUGAUGCUAUUCAUGCUGGAAAUGGGGAGAUUGACCCUACACUUCUCUCUAAUUUUAGCAUAAAAAGUGUGGCAAGUGUUUGUUGUAAGCUGUAAACGCCACUUGCAUUCAAAAUAAUGCACAAAGAUUUUCUGCCUAAGUUUAUGGUAGGUGCUGUGCUAGGUGUGCAUAUCUCUUCCACUCGGUCCGUUGUUAAAGAUCUCUAGGUUGGAUGAUUUUUUAUUUACCACUAGAAAUUUAGAAUCUGUAAGUACUGUACUAAAUUUAUUUAUUUACUUUGAAGAAUGAUCUUUUUCUUUC